AUGAUUUCAUAUCCUGAAACGGAACAAUUUCGCCAAGCGAUCAAUAAAAUCACACGAAAUACGCGUCGACGUGAAGAAGAUCGAGAUAAAGUAUUACCUGUUUUGAAAUUUAUUGGUACUGUUAAAUUACAUGGAUCGAAUGCAGCGAUUGGUUAUCAUAAAGAUUCAGGACAUUGGCUUCAAUCACGAAAUAAUGUUCUUACACCGCAAAAAGAUAAUGCAGGUUUUGCAACAUAUAUGGAACCAUUAGCAGAUCAACUUUUUAAUGAUUAUGUUCUUCCUGCAAGCGCAACUAUUCGAGAAAAAUAUGAACAAGGACAGAAAAUUAUUAUUUAUGGUGAAUGGUGUGGUGGAAAUAUUCAAAAAAAUGUUGCUAUUGUUGGCCUACCAAAAAUGUUUGUUAUUUUUAAAAUAAAAAUUCGCGAUGAAACAAUAGUAGUAACCGAAAAAGAAGGUGAAGAUGAGACUGAAAAUGAAGAACUUUUAAAAAAUUCAAUUUGGCUUGAUCCAAAAGAAUGGACAAAUAUAAAAUGGCAUGAUAAAUUAAUAUAUAAUAUAUUUGAUUUUCCAAUUUAUGAAAUUGAGAUUGAUUUUGAAUCUCCAAAAUUAUCACAAAAUAAACUCAUUGAAAUAACUCAAGAAGUUGAACGUCAAUGUCCUGUUGGAAAAUAUUUCAAUCAAACAGGUAUUGGUGAAGGUGUUGUAUGGACAGAAUGGGCACAGACUCAUGGAAGUUUAACAUUUAAAGUUAAAGGUGAAGAACAUUCUGUAAGUAAAGUUAAAACAUUAGCACCUGUUGAUACGGAAAAAUUAGAAUCGAUCAAAGAAUUUAUUGAAUAUGCAUGCACAGAAAAUCGAAUGCGUCAAGGUCUUGAUUAUUUACGUGAACAACAAUUAACAAUUGAAAUGAAAAAUGUGGGAACAUUUAUAAAAUGGCUUGUAAAUGAUAUUAUUAAAGAAGAAAAAGAUACAAUGAAUGCAUCGAAUAUUGACGAAAAAGAUGUAUCACGUGCAGUACCAAAUAAAGCUAAACCAUGGUUUCAACAACAAUUAAUUUAA
Adineta steineri is the source of this 1059-nucleotide messenger RNA. Lineage: Eukaryota; Metazoa; Rotifera; Eurotatoria; Adinetida; Adinetidae. The record is from the annotation of a GenBank genome assembly.